Molecule: messenger RNA, 6527 nt
Organism: Megalopta genalis
Lineage: Eukaryota; Metazoa; Arthropoda; Insecta; Hymenoptera; Halictidae
Source: RefSeq, a predicted model, not a curated record
AUUAACCAUACCAUUUGAUCUUGUAAGAAUAGAUAGACUUAUUGGGAAAGCUACAUAAAUAUCCAGAUCAAUAGAUUUUAACAUACUGUAAUAUGUUAAAUAAGCAAAUAAAGACUCUGAGUAAAUAGCAGAGAAAAAUAUAGUAGCCGGAUUAAUACAAUAAAGUACUGCUGCUUUGUAAGCUGUAUUAGUGUUCUUUAGCACUACUUUACUGAGAUCAUAAAAUAUUAUAGCUGAUUUUACGAAACAUAUGCCAUUAAUUAAUAUGGCAGCAGUAAUUAUAGAACUAUUAACAUUCAACGAAUAAAAUACUUUUCUAAUACAAGCAGCACUAAAUCGAAUUAAUGUAGGAUACAAUGGAUAGAAUGCUAAAGUAUUUUCAUAAGUGUAACCAUAUUUAGCAAUAUGUAUAAAGUAUUGGCCAUCCCAUCGUGUAAGACCAUUAAAUAAUAAUGUUAUUAUAUUAUCAUACACUGAUACUCUCUCAGAUUUAUCUCUAGGACUUCUAAAUGCAUCUGCAUAAUGAUCAGGACAGAGAAUAUUGAAAAUAAAUUGCAAACUUAACACUGUUAUUCUACUGGUUACUGCAAACCAAAAGAUCUUCCUUCGUGGUCCAUACAUUGUUAAUAUAUUGCAUACAAGUGUACAAAUUUAAUGUUUUACAUAAUUACACUUCGUCUAUAUUAGACUUAUUAGACAGUAAUUUUAAUACUACUAAAAUACAUCCUCGGUUAUUUGAUAAAAAUGUGGUUCAUUCCUUUCGGUUUCCUGUGUGUUCUUAUCAUGUCAGGAUGAAGAGAUUAUGAAUUUAUCACAUAUGUAUGGUGUUUUUUUUCCUGUCCACAAUUUUUACUUUAUAAGAGUGCACAGCUAGAACAGACAAUUCAAUCACAGAGUGUUAAAGAAUCUCUUAUUAGUGUUCUUUAGCAUUAUUAUUAUUCAUUUUUAUUCAUUUUUAUGUUUGAAAAAAAUGAUGUAUGCUCUGUUUUAUGUAAUUGUUAUUUACUAUUGUGUUAUAUUCAACUAUGUUAAUAGUGAAAUAUCAUCAAACUGUGACAAGCCAACAAAUUAUAACAAACAAAAAGAGAUAUUAUUAGAUUGGUUAUUUACUGGAAGUUGGGGAUGUUGGGGAAAAGAUUGUACAAAAAAUGGUUUUGAAAAUAAAGCAACAGAAUAUCCUGGUUAUGAUGGAUGGUACAAUAAUAUUGGACGGCCAGAGUUAGGAGCCGUUGAUACUCCUUUACUGAGAAGAUGGCCAGCUGCUUAUGAAGAUGGUGUAUACAAACCUUCGGGUUUGAGUAGACCAAAUCCAAUAGAACUUAGUGAAAAACUACUUAAAGGUGAUAUUAGCUCUGUCUCCAAAACCGGAAGAAAUACAUUGCUUGUAUUUUUUGGACAACAUGUUGUAGAAGAAAUUUUGGAUGCACAAAGACCUGCAUGUCCACCAGAAUACUUUAACAUUAAGAUUCCAUCUUCUCAUGAUUACGUAAAUAUAACUAAACAUCAUGAAAUGCCAGUAUUACGUACACGUUAUGAUACAAGAACUGGACAUUCUCCUAGUAACCCGCGUCAACAGUUAAAUGAAAUAACUCCAUUUCUGGAUGGUGGACUCAUUUAUGGUACUUCAAAGGCAUGGUCAAAUUUUUUAAGAACCUACUCAGAUGGUACCUUUGAUCAAAAUGGAUUAUUAGCAAGUAGUUACAACAACUCAUAUCCUGCAUAUAAUACUGAAAAAUUGCCUAUGUCUAAUCCACCACCUCCAAUUGGUCAUGAUGACUACAUUGCACAACAUUAUACAGAAAAAGUUGAUCGAUUCUUUAAGUUAGGAAAUCCAAGAGGGAAUGAAAACCCAUUUCUUCUCACUUUUGGUAUAAUUUGGUUUAGAUGGCAUAAUCAUAUAUCAAAUUACAUAAAAAGUCGACAACCUAACUGGUCUGGUGAAAAAGUUUACAAUGAAGCUCGUAAGUGGGUAAUAGCAACACAGCAACACAUUAUCACAAAUGAAUGGUUACCUGAAUGGUUGGGUAAAGAACUUCCUAUGUACAAUGGUUACGAUCCAAGUAUUGACCCACAAAUUGAUCAAUUUUUUCAAGCUGCUGCUUUUCGUUUUGGUCAUACCCUAGUUCCAUCAGGUGUAUAUUUACGAGACUAUGGUAGAGAGGGUUGCAAAUUAGAACAGAAUGAUAGAGCAAUUAGAACAUGUAAUAACUAUUGGAUGUCAAAGAAUUCUAUUUAUGAAAAUAUGACAAAGGUGCAAGGAAUUAUUGAUAUAGAAAAAUUGAUUAUGGGAAUGGCUGUUCAACUAUGCGCAGAAGAAGAUCAUAAAAUAGUAGAUGACUUAAGGGGCAGUUUGUUUGGUCCACUUGAAUUCUCAAGAAGAGACUUAAUGGCACUCAAUAUUCAAAGAGGUCGUGAUCAUGGACUUCCAGAUUAUAAUACUGCUCGAAUAGCAUAUAAUCUAACUAAAAUCAAUAAUAUAUCUCACUUCAGUAAUGUAGAUAUGGAUAUCAAGAACGAAUUUAUGAAACUGCAUAACAAUUCUUUUGAUAAUAUUGAUAUAUGGGUGGGAGGUAUAUUAGAAACUGAUCAUGGACCUGGAGAAUUAUUUCAAGCUAUCAUAAUUGAUCAGUUUCAACGAAUACGUGCUGGAGAUAGAUUUUGGUAUAGAAAUAAAAAUAAUAAUCUUUUCACUAUUGAUGAAAUUGAAAGAUUGGAAUGUCUUUCAUUUUACGAUAUAUUAAUAUCUGUUACUGCCAUGGAUCAUGAUGAUAUUCCACAAAAUCCUUUUAAAGUUCCUAUGUCAGAAAAUGAUAUCAGUGAUGCGUGCAUCAAUGUUUCGAUCUUUCAGGGAAACUGUGGAAACAAUAAUAAUAUGAGCUGCUAUCAUGCUAAGCCCAUCACUAUCAAAAAUGUUGAAAACUGUACAGAUGCUGCAACAUACGAUUACUUUAACAAUAGUGCUACGUCAUUCAUUUCAACAUUCGUGGGAUUAUCUACUAUUUUCUUUUGUUUUAUUAUACUACUCCAUAGUCGAAUAACAUCGAAAUCAAGCAAACAAUUUCAAUAUCCACCUAAUUGGACUAAAUCGCACUUCAUAAAAGAAGAUAAAAAUACUGCAAUUCUUACAGUAAAUGAAUGGCAAGAUAAAAUAUUGCCAUUGAGACCUGUAAUUAUUGUUCUAAAUGUGGUGAAAAAACAAUUGGAAGUAAGAAAUUAUUUAGGACAUAUCACACGAGCAAUAGAUAUGUUACAGUAUGCAAUAAUAACGAUGCAUAUUCCUACUGAUAGUACCUAUGUUAUGAUCAGGGUAGAACAUAAUUAUGAUUUAGUCUUAAAAUUUGACACGAAUUACUUGAGAGACUUAUUUCUUCAAGCUAUGAAACAAUUUGCUACUGAAUUAAAUACAAUUUCAAUCAAAGAAAUCCCGAAUAUCACGACCAAAGAAUUAUUAAAGCAAGCUGUUACUAAAAGAAGUCGACAAAAGAAGUUAGAACAAUUUUUUCGUGUUGUUUUUUCACAGAUAUUCGAUUUAAUUGAUAAAGACAAAAACAGUUUCAUAUCAUUUAGAGAAUUCCUUGAUAUGUUAGUUCUAUUUUUAAAAGGUUCUGCAGAAGAUAAAGUAAAAUUUAUGUUUGAUAUGUAUGACAUAAAUGGAACAGGGAGAUUGACAAAAAAUGAUUUCAAAAAUAUGUUAAGGUCACUUAUGGAAACAGUUAAUGCAGAUGUAACUGAUAAUAAUUUAGAAACUUUGAUGCAUUCAAUGAUGGAACAUGCAAAUAUUGUAACAAAAGAAACUAUAGAUUUGCAAGAUUUUAAACAAAUUCUAAGUGAUUUCAAUAAUAAGUUUAAUUAUGCAGAAUUAGAAUUUAAUAUUAAUACUACUGGGAAAUGUAAAAAAUUACAUAUUAGUGCAUCUACAUCUACAUCUCGACCAACGUAUAUGGGAAUAGUACAAACAAUAGUGGAAAGUCUGUAUGAAGAUCCAAGUGAAUUACGAAGAAGAAUUGGUGGUGAUACAAAGAUAGAAACGCACAAUAUACAUGAGAUAGAAAAAAUUGUUGAUGAUGUUCAACAUGUUCAAGAUUAUUGGUAUCCUAUAAUGAAAUAUCUUGCAAAUAAAAAGUUACAAAUAUUCUGGCUAUGUUUAUAUACUUUCAUUCUUUUUGCUAUUUCUGCAGAGAGAUUUUAUUACUAUUCUGUGGAACGUGAACACUCUGGUUUAAGACAUAUUUUAGGAUAUGGGAUAGCAAUUACUAGAGGAGCAGCAUCUGGAAUAAUGUUUACAUAUUCAACUCUUUUAAUUACAAUGUGUAAUAAUACAAUUACACUUCUAAGAGAUACUAUUUUACAGUUGUACAUACCAUUUGAAUCUAUGAUUGAAAUGCAUAAAUACAUUGCUUGUUGUGGAUUGGUUUUUACAGUACUACAUGUAAUUGGUCAUGGAUUUAACUUCUAUCAUAUUUCAACACAAAGUGCUGAUGACUUAACAUGUCUUUUUCCUAAUUAUUUUCAUGCCACACAUGAAUUGCCCAAAUUCCACUACUGGAGUUUUCAGACAAUAACAGGAUUAAGUGGAAUCCUUUUAACCAUCAUAACAGCAUUGAUAUACCUGUGUACUUUACCAAACGUUCGCAGACUACUUUAUAAUUGGUUUCGAUUAACACACUCUUUAUAUCCUGUUUUCUAUGUUUUAAUAAUAAUACAUGGAGCAGGAAGAUUAGUUCAAGAACCACAUUUUCAUUAUUUUUUUUUGGGUCCGUUAACUCUAUUUAUUUUUGAUAAAAUUAUUACUGUGACAAGGAAAACUAUUGAAAUACCUAUAUUAAAAGCAGAUAUACUACCAUCAGAUGUGGUUUGUAUUGUAUUCUCCAAGCCUCAAAAUUUUAAUUACAAAUCUGGACAAUGGAUUAGGAUUGCAUGUCCUACAUUACAAACGAAUGAAUAUCAUCCUUUCACAUUAUCGUCUGCACCUCAUGAAUCAAAUUUAACUGUACAUAUUAGAACAGUUGGAUCUUGGACUACUAAAAUUAGAACUAGAUUAGAUCCCACUAUAAAAUUUGAUCAACGAUUACCAAUGAUUCAUAUAGAUGGUCCUUAUGGUGAGUGCCAUCAAGAUUGGUAUAAAUAUGAUGUAAGUAUAUUGAUAGGAAGUGGAGUAGGAGUUACUCCUUUUGCAUCAAUUUUAAAAGAUGCUGUAUACAAAUUAAAUCAUGAUUUGAAUUUGGAAUGCAAAAAGGUAUAUUUUCUUUGGAUAACGAGAACGCAAAAACAAUUUGAAUGGAUGGUUGAUAUAAUAAGAAAUGUUGAAAAUGCUGAUUUUAAUGCUACUAUAUUGUCUCAUAUUUUUAUUACACAAUUUUACCAGAAAUUUGAUUUAAGAACUAUAUUAUUGUACAUCUGUGAACGACACUUUCAAAAAAUUUCAAAUAAAUCUUUAUUUACUGGUUUAAGAGCAACAACUCAUUUUGGAAAGCCCAAUUUUCUGAGAUUUUUCAUGUCUGUUCAAAAAUUACAUCCCACAAUUAACAAGAUUGGUGUUUUUAGUUGUGGUUCACCAUCUGUAACACAAGCUGUUGAUGCUGCUUGUAAGUCUAUAACUUUAAAUGAAAAACUAAAUGUUCUAUUCCAACAUUAUUAUAAAAGUUUCUAAACAUGUAAUUAAUUAUCUCUGAAAAUAUGUUAAUAAAUUUCAAACAAUUAAUAUAUUCUCUUUCCAACCGCUAUAAAAUAUAUAUAGUAUCGGACAAAUUUAUCUUAAUUGUAAAAAUCAUAGGAAUGUAACUUACAAAAUAUUUUAUAUAAUCAUAAAUAAUGGAUGUACAAAAUAACCAUUACUUAACCUCAAGAAAAUAUGUAAUAAUAUUAUGAAUAAUUACAAAACGAAAAUUUAAAAAAUUACCUUUCGUAUAUCGAAUUAUUGUAGAAUGCUUCAUCGCAAAUAGAAAGAACAAUUGUUGUUAUCACAAACAAACUUAUACCUCAGAUAACUCCAUAGCGGAAAUGAUGACAGUGAGAAUGAGAGUGAAUAUUCAAGCUUUAUGCUCCUCAACUGCACUCAACUGCUCAACUAAUACUCAACCAGGGGGCGUCAACUCUAUAGGGAAAAUUAGAGACACUUUUUGAGCUAGCUGAGACACACCAUCUGAGCUAGCUGCAAACUUGGGCGAACUAAAAUUCAAUAUGGCUGCUCACUCGCACGUGCAUUUGGUGGACUAUGGUAGAUCAUGUGCCGACCCAACGCCAUUCCCGCCAUUCUGAGCGAAUAAGCCACACUUAUUUUUAUUUCCUAUAGUAUCUUAUAUCUUUAUAAUAGUAUUUAGAAUACAUAUAUAUUUUUUUUGCAUCCUAUCAUCGACAAUGUAGCAGCGAGGAUAGGAGGAUAGAACAUCAGAGCCAGGAGCGGCAAAAAGAUAUCGGAGCGGAUAAAUCAAUUUAAUAAACACGUGUACGUACAUGCUUCAUUAGAAAUAGAUUUUUUGCUGUAUACCACUAUAAAAAAGAAAAUAAAAAAUUUGUUUCCUAUAUUA